AUGAAUAAAAAUAAAGCGAACCCGACGAUUGGUGAAUUACUCGGUGAUGAUGAUCUAUUUCACUAUCAUUAUCAACAUCAAUAUAGUUCAUCGAGAAAUAAACGUAAACGAUAUCAUCAUCGUUCAUAUUCUCAUCGAAAACAUCAUCGUAAAACACAAGAAUCUCGAUAUCAAUUUUCAUUAUCAUCUCAAUACGUUGAGUCAACAUCAAAACUAAAUCAAAUAUAUUCUUAUCCAACAACAUAUAAUUAUACUUCAUUACCUAAUUACUGUUAUUAUUGCUAUUCAAAUAUGUCGUCUUCUUAUUGUCCUUAUCUCAUAUCGAAUUACUGCAACAACCUUCGAACAUGA
Messenger RNA from Rotaria socialis, 351 nucleotides. NCBI's taxonomy places the organism in Eukaryota, Metazoa, Rotifera, Eurotatoria, Philodinida, Philodinidae. The record is from the annotation of a GenBank genome assembly.